Molecule: messenger RNA, 1841 nt
Organism: Coccinella septempunctata (seven-spotted ladybird)
Lineage: Eukaryota; Metazoa; Arthropoda; Insecta; Coleoptera; Coccinellidae
Product: ninjurin-2
Exons: 2
Biological process (GO): cell adhesion; tissue regeneration
Cellular component (GO): membrane
Source: RefSeq, a predicted model, not a curated record
CAGAAAACCCUGGAUCCCAAUAAAUAUGCAACGAAAAAAACCAUAGCUCAGGGUCUUUUGGAUGUGGCACUUUUAACGGCCAACGCCUCGCAACUCAAAUAUAUACUCCAAGUUGGGCCUAAGCACGAGUUCUAUACACUUAUGCUUAGUCUCAUUAUAGUUUCCAUUAUAUUGCAGUUAGCGGUCGCAAUUAUGUUCGUUAUAAUUGGAGGUUUGAAUAUCAACAAAGAGCGAAACAAAAACUCUGCCAUGAUAUUGAAUGAUAUCAUACUUGUAUUCAUAUUUUUGAUAGCCAUAGUGAAUAUUUUGAUAUCUGGAUUUGGUAUAGAAUAUUCAAGUCAACCUUUGGAACAUAUGUGAUAUUAUAAUCUUGUAACAGACCUCGAUUGGUCAUUAUGAAUCAACUAAAAGUAUCGAAAAUAUUAACAGAGUUAAACUCAUCAAACAAUACUUACAUAUAUACAUAAUGAGUAAAUAGUAAAAGUCAUAUAUUCGGUAUUGACUAUUUUGUAGAAAAAUUAGACAACUGAAUGGUUGUAAAUUUUUUACUUUUUUGCCAGAAAUAGAUCAACCUUUUGUCGGUGAGGAUUGUGGUUUUUUAUCAACACUUUUUCAUCAAGGGUUGAAAUGAUUAAACCCAUUGAAUUUCAACUUUUCUGGCGUAUUCUGAAGUCGAUCAUGGACAUUAGCUCUGAUUGGUAUCAUACUUUGAAAAUUGAAUGAGGUGACAUACACUCUAGGUGUAUGUCAUUAGGUUGUUAAUUUUCCGCUUUACCUUUUACUCACUCUGUAUAAACGAACAAAUAAAUUACCGAAAAGUAUUCCUUAACUUCUUGAAUGUCAACAGAUUUGUAUUUAUGAAGUAAACUGGAUAUACUUUGAAGAUCAUCUCAAAUAAUAUAUUCGUAUCUAAAUUUACUUAAAAAAAAUAAGAAAAAUAUAAAUUAUAGAAUGGAGUUGCAUAAUUUCUACAGAUAUAUCUGAUAUAUAUAUAUUUUUCAUUUGUGUUUUUUUAUUUUUUUCAUUUUAUUUUUGUAAUUUUUCAGAGGUUGAGUGGAGUAGCUCAUGCUAGACUUCGCCUCAAGUGUAUUUUUGUUUUUUUUCCCAAUAAAGGCACUAUUAUUAUUAUUAUAUCUGAUAUACAAAAAGAACUGGAGAGAAAAAUUUUAAUAUUUUAAUAUUUUUCCCAAUCUUAAUAUGAGUCUGUUGCUUGUAGAGGGUGAAUUUUCCAAAACUAGUCAGACAGCGAGUAACUUUCAGGAGUUUCCUAUUUUUUUUGAAUUUUGCAUUAUUGCAAAAAUCUUUAAUCCUUACUUAUACGUAAUCCAAGAACAACAAUGAAUUCAAGACAAUAUAAUACAAUAAAAUGUGAAGUAUCACCAGUUUACUAUUUAUCGAACAAUUUGUAGAUUUAGAAUAAUUUAUUCUUGAUUUUAUUGAACCAUAAGUAGUUGAAUUGAAGAAAAAUGUUAUGUGAGGUAAAACCAAUUACUUGGUUGAAUUCUAGAUUAUAUCUUUUUUCUGCAAGAAUCGAGUGAUUCUAUAAACUCGAAUAAUUUAUUCUGAAAAUAUAAACCUCCUCCUAAGUAAAAAUUUUAUUGGCAAUAUGUAAAUAAGCAUAACAACAGAAUGAGGCUGAAUAACCAAUUGAAAAGGUCUAUUCGUCGUUUCAGUUACUAACGAUACAAAAACCAUCUGUUUCAUACCAAAGAUUAUAGAGUUAACCUAACCUAACUCUAUAAUCUUUGUUAAUUCAUUCAUCAUACUUAAACAAAGCCCAAUCGCUAUCGAAUAUGAAGAACAAGAUGGUAAAUCUAGAAUCGAGCUAAAAUAAACAUUUA